This is a messenger RNA of Polyodon spathula (Mississippi paddlefish), 2118 nucleotides long. Its product is annotated as C-X-C chemokine receptor type 1-like. The transcript has 3 exons. Bases 127 to 1134 code for a protein of 335 amino acids. Gene Ontology annotation, cellular component: membrane. Lineage: Eukaryota; Metazoa; Chordata; Actinopteri; Acipenseriformes; Polyodontidae. Gene Ontology annotation, molecular function: C-X-C chemokine receptor activity. Gene Ontology annotation, biological process: neutrophil chemotaxis; immune response; G protein-coupled receptor signaling pathway. The record is from RefSeq and is a predicted model, not a curated record.
UUCUUUAACUAUAAAUAAAUAAAACGUUGUCUGGUGCCAGUCCUCUUUAAUGUUUCUAAAGGAAAUUUCAGGUUAGCCAAGGGUGACGUACCCAAACCAGAAGCUGACAGACAACAGAAAGCCAAAAUGCCGAGUUUGGAUUCCAGUGAUCUAGAGGAUCUCUUUGUAAAUUUCACCUUUAAUAACACAUAUUUUGAUUUCGAUCCAAGCACCUCUCCCUGCCUUGAUUUAGUUAUUGGCAUCAACAGUAAGGUUCUGGUGAGUCUCUACUCACUAGUGUUCAUCUUGAGUCUAGUAGGGAACACCAUUGUGGUGCUGGUGGUUAGAUACAGGCAGCAGACAAUAUCCCCUACUGACGUGUACCUGGUAAACUUGGCUUUUGCUGACCUUAUUCUUGCCCUCACAGUGCCCUUCUGGGCAGUCUAUGGUAGCUCUGAAUGGAUUUUCAGUGACUCAGUGAGCCAGACACUGCAGCAGUUGAACUUCUACAGUGGAAUCCUGCUGUUAGUGUGUAUCCGUGUGGACACCAUUACCCUGAUGAACUAUAGAGUCGUAUGUGCAUUGGUCUGGCUGGUGGCAAUCUACCUUUCCCUGUCCAACCUGCUCUAUCAGAAGGUUUUCCCUAUGUCACUAGGUGACAUUCUGUAUUGCCCUGAGAAUGUAGGACAUGAAGACAUAGAGAUGUGGCAAGUUCCCGUCUGCAUCUUUAGGCCUGCAGUUAAUUUUUUUGUGCCUCUGGUAAUUUUAUUCUUUGACCUAUUUUUAAACAAUUGCUUCAGGAAGCAAGCCCAAACAUCCCAGGCUGAAAACAACCAGAAAAAACAUCUCAUCUUCGCAGUGCUGUUGGUAUUCAUAAUCGCUUGGUGUCCAUACAACUUGGUCAACUUGGUCGACACCUUAAUGAUGUUGCACAUUAUCAAUGAGACGUGCAGUGUUCGGGUUCACAUCGAUGCUGCCCUGCUGAUUACCGGGAUCCUGUGCUUUCUACACUGCUGCAUCAACCCCAUUUUGUACACCAUAAUCUGGAAGAAGUUCAGACAGGAUCUCUUUAGGAUUCUUAUGAGAACAGGGUUCAGAAGGGAACAAGUUUCUGAGAGCUUUUCACUGGGAGACAUUUCUCCAACUCGCAACUAAUGAAGGUGUGAGCAAGCUAUUUGCUUUUAAAAAUGUUGGCAUACUUAGAAACACCUGUGUAUUGCAGGUGGGCUGUUUCAUAUUUUCAGGUCAAGGAAACUCUUGGGACAGCAUGGGUUACCUGUGCUGCAGGAUUACAAGCAUGCAGUGUUGCAAUUCAGACUGUACAAUCAGCUCUAACUGUAAAUUUGACUUUCUAAGAUCACCCCAUUCACCUGGAUAACUUGCACUUUCCCUUUGAGGUCCACUAUAUAUACUUUCAAAUGUACCUCAGUGAUGCUACUUUCUUCAUUCUGAAUGCUAGAGGCUAAAACAAAUAUAGUGGUUCUUGAGAAGCUUUGCAAGGCCAAUACAAUUAGUAUGUAUGACACACUUUACAUUUUUCCAUAUAUUAUCUGGAAAAAACACUUAUCCAAUUGCAAUGAAACUUAGUGCUGUAUUAACAUUAUUUAGCAAAAGUUGCUGUGAGUUUCAGAUUGAGGGCAUAACCGUAUUUGCUCAUCUAAGGACAUGUAGGUCUUAAAUACCACUUAUUCAAUUUCUGUGAAAUCUGUGUUAAUUAGUAUAUAUGGCUGUCCCACACCGUACGUGAUACGACAAGCGAAUAUGUGCACACCCCAGGCAACACGAUCAUCCUAUUUUUUGUGCAUAUGUCACAGGACAGACAGUGAUUGAGCAAUCGCAGUUCUCAAUCCAAGCAUAUGCUUUACCAGGAAAUAAUACAAUGAAUAAUUGCAUUUAAAAUUGUAUGUAUUUUUGAAUAUGAAAGUAUGUGUUUAGUAAACUAACCUUUUACUCCACAUGUAACUAAUUAGUUUUAUGUUAAAUACAGGUAGCUGCUGUGAACGAACAGUAAUGAACCACAGAUGGAGUUAAAUUUAAAAAAAGCAAAAGAAAAAAUGCACCUUACACUGACUGAAAAUAUUUACAUGGAAGUGUAGCAGUUAAACCUCCAGUACACAUUUGUAAAAUUGUUUUGCAAAG